GCAUCAACUCUGACGACACUAUUUACUUUCCACCACAUCCUCAACAGACAAACUUCGGUAUUUGAAGAGGGUGCUUUAAUUUUCUCCCAGACUUUAUGAAGAUUUUAAAACCUUUGAUCAUGGAUGGAGAUGUGUUGUCGUUGUCUUCUACCUCGUCAUUAUCUUCCUCAGCAGCGUCCGGGACACAGAAAGUUACUCCACCAAAGAGCUACAGCAGCCUCCCUCAGAGCCAACAGGAUCACAAAUCAACUGAAGAAUUAUGGACGAGGGAUGUGAGUCCAGUGGGUGGCAGGCUGCUGUCCACCGAGGAGCAGGUCACUCUGAUAACUGAGAGCAUGACUGUCACCUCCACUGACCAGGAGAAACUGCAGCUGCUCAACAAGAACACUGAGCUCCGCAGAGUCAACAAAGAGCUGAUGAAGCUCAAUGAGGACUGGGACCAGGUGUACCGCAGUGCCACGCUGGGUCUACAGCACAGACUGGAGGCGUCAGAGCUUGAGAACACUGCCAUCAAACAGCUCAAUGGCAGACUGCUGCUCAAAGUCGAACACCAGCAGAGCGCAAAGGAAUACUAUGAGCAGGCAUUGAUGCAGGAGCUGAAAAAGAACCAGGAGCUGCAUGAAUACAUCAGAUUGUUGGAAAAUAGGAUGCACCACCCAGACAGAGUCGGACCUCCUGCCCCACAGGGCAGCUUAAGUGCUGUGAUACGCCCCAUCACUGAUCCUCCUGGAUGUCCGGACCUGUCACCCAGUCACGUCUCCGGGUACAGCCCCUCAUCGUCCUUAUUCCAUCCUUCUUCCAGCCCAGAAGCCGGGCGGCAGGGAAAAAGCCAGAAAAGUACUACCCCACUUGGAGGCUCCAAGCAAGAAAUACAGGCUCUAAAAGAGCAGCUGGAGGCACUGCAAUGUCAGACCCAGAUUUAUGAAGCAGAGUAUCAGACGGAGCAUAAUGACCACAAGCACACACUGCAGGAGAACCGCAGGCUGAGGAGGAAGAGGGAGGAGACGCGCCAACAGGUGGCACUGCUGCAGGAGCAGCUCAAGGUCUAUGAGGAUGACUUCCGAAGGGAGCGCUCUGACAAACAGAUGCUGCAGCGACUGCUGCUGAAGAAAACGCCUCCGAACAAGGACCCCGUGCUAGUCCACCGCUGCAAUAAUGAGCAGCAGCCACCAGGAGGAGACACGAGGACACAGAGUGGAGAGAAGAGAAACCAGCACCACCCACUUUGCCCCAAACACCCAAACAGGGACAAUGAGUCAGCCUGAGGGUGGGAGGGGGGAAAACAUCAUCAUAAACACAGUAAAUUAAGUUCUGUAUUUAUGAGUUUCAACCCUGCUAAAUGUUAGCACUCAAUCUUCACUUACCCUUCACCUUCCUCACUGACAGCACUUUAAUCUGAUUAAUGAAGACAAAUCAUGUUAUUGUUUAUGGAAAAUAUGAGCAUAUCAUUGGUUAAAUGCAUUUCUGUUGUUUAAGGGUUCUGCCUGCUACCCCUCAUAAUAAAGAAGGUUAUAGUUCAAUUAAAGUUUAUUUUCUGCAGGGACUUUCUGUAUAUUACUGACUGAGAAAAGAUGUAUAUUUGAUUAAAUAUAUCGAAUAAAACUAUUUUUUGGUAUGUCUCAAUAUA
Eleginops maclovinus (Patagonian blennie) is the source of this 1627-nucleotide messenger RNA. RefSeq lists its product as uncharacterized. Lineage: Eukaryota; Metazoa; Chordata; Actinopteri; Perciformes; Eleginopidae. The transcript has 7 exons. Gene Ontology annotation, biological process: cellular response to lipopolysaccharide; regulation of transcription by RNA polymerase II. Bases 96 to 1265 code for a protein of 389 amino acids. The record is from RefSeq and is a predicted model, not a curated record.